CCCAAAAGAAAGAAGAAAAAAGAAAAAAAGAAGAGACCAAAUCUGACGUAAAAGUAGAGCUACCUACCAAAUCCAGCCUCUAUCUGUAACCACUUGUCUUUCUCACCAACUUGGUCAAAAUCUCUCAAUUAACACAAACUUUUUUCUUUCUAAUUCUUCCCUCUCUUCUCUUCUCUUCUCUUCUAAUGCCAUGCCCUUACCCUACCAUACCAUUACCAUACCCAAUUCAAUUCAAUUACCAUUACCAUACCCAUCUCGUCUCCACUUUUAAGGAUCCAUUCUAUGCCUCUUUACAUAUAAAUCUCUCUCUCUCUCUCUCUCUCUCUCUGUCCUAUCCUCAUCUCCGCAGCACGCACACCCACAUUCUCUAGUGUAAGUACUCUUUUUCUUCUCUUUUCUUUCAUACAAAACAGAACCCAAUACACAUAAUACGUAAACCAAUUUCACUUCUCAAGAAAAAAGAAAAAAGAAAAGAAAGCCGAGCUGACUGUUUGAUUCUUUAUUAUUCAUUCAUGGGUCGAUCCCCCUGUUGUGAGAAGGCUCACACCAACAAAGGUGCCUGGACUAAAGAAGAAGACCAACGCCUUAUUGACUACAUCCGUCUCCAUGGUGAAGGUUGCUGGCGCUCUCUCCCUAAAGCCGCCGGAUUGCUCAGAUGUGGCAAGAGUUGCAGACUCAGAUGGAUAAAUUACUUGAGGCCUGAUCUUAAAAGAGGCAACUUUACUGAAGAAGAAGAUGAGCUUAUUAUUAAGCUUCAUAGCUUGUUAGGCAACAAAUGGUCUUUGAUAGCUGGGAGAUUACCAGGAAGAACAGAUAAUGAAAUCAAGAACUACUGGAAUACCCAUAUCAAACGCAAGCUAAUUAGCCGUGGCAUUGACCCUCAAACUCACCGCCCGCUCAACGAGAAAUCCACCGCUAACCCUGUCAAAGCAACCUCCACCACCACCACAACCAGUGCCAGAGCAACCGCCCAGUUAAACUUUGAAACUGCUGCCGCUCAACCAAUACCAGAAUUCAAUCUUCUAAAUGACAACAAAAUCGAUUUCAAAUACCCACAUAAUUUCCGGUCCGGUUUCAAGCCUGUAAAAACAGAAUCCUUAGAAGAAAACAACUGUACUAGCAGUGGCAUGACAACAGACGAAGAACAGCAGCAGCAGCAGCAACCUCAAAGGCAAAGCUACGAAGAUCAAGAAAUCAAUUUGGAGUUGACAAUUGGGUUAGCUCCAGUCUCAAGAACUGAUACGUCAUCCUCAAACUCAGCUGAGUCAAAAUUGCAGCAAGAAUCUGAAUACCAGUUGUUUGGAAAAGUGGUAACUCAAUCAAUUUGUACUUGUUGCCAAUUGGGUUCUUCUCAAUUGUGUAUGAAUUGCCAGAAUUCAAAUGGGUUUUACAGAUAUAAUUAUUACAAUAAUAACUAGAGAAUUAAUUCCACAGUUCUUCCUUUUUGUUUUGUUUUGUUUUGGUAGAUUGGGAAAUGAAUUCUCAGACACCAACUUCACCUGAAAGUGUAAUCAAAAGUGGGGAUAGAAGUAAAUGAUAAUACUGUAUGAUGGCUAUUAUGAUAUGUUAGAAAAGAAUUCAAAUUU
Molecule: messenger RNA, 1586 nt
Organism: Ricinus communis (castor bean)
Lineage: Eukaryota; Viridiplantae; Streptophyta; Magnoliopsida; Malpighiales; Euphorbiaceae
Product: transcription repressor MYB6
Exons: 3
Coding region: 513-1418 (301 amino acids)
Source: RefSeq, a predicted model, not a curated record